CCCGGGCGCUAGCGGGCUGGGUGGCUGAGACCGUUAGCUCGCCAGGCUGGCAGGCUGCGGGCCGCCUCUCUGCCGGCGGCCGGGAUGGAGACGAUGCGAGCGCAGCGGCUGCAGCCAGGAGUGGGCACCGGCGGGAGGGCCACUCUGCGAGCGUUGCGGCCCGGAGUGACGGGGGCCGCGGCUCCCGCCGCCACACCCCCGGCGGGCCACCCGCCGGCCCCGCCGCCUCCCGCACCUCCCCCGGCGCCCCUGCUCCUGUCGGGGGCCCCCGGGCUGCCGCUGCCGCCGGGCGCCGCGGGCAGCCCCGCGGUGCUGCGGGAGGCAGUGGAGGCCGUAGUGAGGAGCUUCGCCAAGCACACGCAGGGCUACGGCCGAGUGAACGUGGUGGAGGCCCUUCAGGAAUUCUGGCAGAUGAAGCAGUCCCGGGGGGCCGACCUGAAGAACGGAGCUCUGGUGGUCUAUGAGAUGGUCCCCUCCAGCAGCCCUCCCUAUGUCUGCUAUGUCACCCUGCCUGGGGGCAGCUGCUUCGGGAGUUUCCAGUUUUGCCCAACAAAAGCUGAAGCCCGAAGGAGUGCUGCGAAGAUCGCCCUCAUGAACUCUGUGUUUAAUGAACACCCUUCCCGAAGAAUUACUGAUGAAUUCAUUGAGAAGAGUGUCUCUGAGGCGCUGGCAUCUUUCAAUGGCAACAGGGAGGAAGCAGACAACCCCAACACAGGGAUUGGUGCCUUCCGGUUCAUGUUGGAAUCCAACAAGGGCAAGUCAAUGCUGGAGUUCCAGGAGCUCAUGACCGUUUUCCAGCUGCUGCAUUGGAAUGGCAGCCUCAAGGCCAUGCGGGAAAGGCAGUGCUCUCGGCAGGAAGUGUUGGCCCACUAUUCCCACCGGGCCUUGGAUGAUGACAUUCGCCACCAAAUGGCACUGGACUGGGUGAGCCGGGAGCAGAGUGUUCCUGGGGCACUGUCGAGAGAGCUAGCUGCCACAGAGCAGGAACUGGACGAAGCCCGGCUGGCGGGCAAGGAGCUGCGUUUCCACAAGGAGAAGAAAGACAUCCUCACGCUGGCUGCAGGGCAGCUGGGCAGCGUGCAUCCUCCCAACUGCUAGGCCUCCACCCCUGCCCCAGACCUUUCGAUAGGUCCUUUCUAAGAUUUAGUGUGAUUUCUGUACAGAUGGUCCCAAUUUUAUACUUUAAGAUAUAGAGCUCUAUAUGUGUGUAUAAACCCCACCCCUGGAUUCCUGUUUGCCGAGAGAUCCCUUUUCUUAUUUCUAGUCUUUGGAUGGAGCUUCCUUUAAAACAGCUCCACUUCACUUUAUAAGAUUGACAGCCCAUCUUUGGAGCUUAGCUGCCUUUUAGCUAACAGCCCGGCUUCUGGGUUGUCAUUAUAGUAGCAGGAAAUGACUGACCAGGCAUUCAUGCCGCCUUCCACAAUAACAUGGUGCUUGUAUAAGAACUCUCUGUCCCCCUCUGUGACCCCUCCCCCCAAUCCUGUUUUGUCUGGGACUCAAACAAACCAAGUUGUUCCUCAGAUAUUUCCUUGCUAACACUACCCCCUCUUCACCAUCACCUUACUCUGCCUUCAAAUGGUAUUUUACUUUGAGGUUUCUGUACCUUAAUCCUUAGAAAACGUUUCUGAUUUUCUUAUUUUUUUUUUAAAUAGUUAUUCCUGGGAAACUUCUCCAGAACAAAAGAUGAGUUACAGACAUAGUUCAGAGGAGCUUAUCCGCUAAAGUGCUUCUGUAGCUACCUGAUAGGGAGUCCAGAUUUCCAGAUAUGCGCUCUAGUGCAGAAGGGGUCGGGGUAGAAG
Molecule: messenger RNA, 1799 nt
Organism: Sorex fumeus (smoky shrew)
Lineage: Eukaryota; Metazoa; Chordata; Mammalia; Eulipotyphla; Soricidae
Gene: LIX1L
Product: limb and CNS expressed 1 like
Exons: 6
Coding region: 85-1098 (337 amino acids)
Biological process (GO): autophagosome maturation
Cellular component (GO): cytoplasm
Source: RefSeq, a predicted model, not a curated record